AUGUACCCAUCAGUCGCGCCGUUCCACCCGGUUCAACCACACCACCGCACACAUGAUCCUAACCAGAUGUACGAUGCGAACGACCCCGUCCGAAAUGACUUCAAACCUUUCUUGAAUCCCAUGCCUCGAUCCCGCCUGCAACUACCUCACCCCGUUCAACGAUUCAAUCCUCGCGAUGCGUCCGGCUCCAGCUCCAGCGCGAACGUGGAACACACCCUCAGAAGGAAGACUCCCAACGGAACCCUCGCUGCGGGGUACGAUGGAACACCCAUCGAUACCAAUCAGCUUCCAGCGUCCAAACAUAUUCUGGUUUCGCCGGAAUCGGGUCAGUUCAUCCCUCACCCGGCCAUGCAAUCGGAGAACUGGCAGCACAUGUCGGAUCAGACCGCCUCGAAUUUCCCCCCGGUCUUCAAAAACGAGUUUACUGGCAAUGCUAUUCCCAGCGAGGUGGUGCAAGAUGCGAAUGGGACAAGCUGGGUUCGGCCUGUGAACUACCCCCCGGGUGUUGACUCGAUGUUGAACCAAAGCUUGCCCCUACAGGCAAACCAGCGUAUGGUCUUACACAAUGGGGCCUAUGUGCCAACAGUUCUGCCUGCGACCCUGCAGUCAUGUCUUGGCCCCACUGCUUCGGCUGGAACUGGGCCCUUUGGUCCAUACUGGCCAGAUGGUGUGUAUAUCCCAUAUCGCCCGGCUGCAUUUCGCGAUGCCCGAUUUGAAUCUCCGACACCCUUCACCAAACAGCUGAACGCCCCCGGCCAGCCCCAUUAUGACUUGAACCAGCCCGUUUUCAAUCAACCUCAAAUUCCUCUAGGGAGCCAUGCCGACUCGGGGUUUCCAUGGGGUCACUCCAUGUCUGGUUUGCCCGCUCAAGAUCCCUCAAUGAAAACACAUUUCCCCCCACGACACUCCGACCAAUUACCUUUUCACGCCCGCGCCAAUCGUCCGAUACCAGCCCUUCCACCCCAACCUCUUAAUAAUGACCCUGCGUGGUCUAAUCGGCAAUCCGUACAUGGAUUCCAACAACCAGGACCUGCAAUCGCAGCCAAUGCUGAAUUCAAGGAGAAAGUACUAACGUGGGCCCACGGUGUCUAUGUCGACCUACUUGCAACAAUCCACCAGGCCCGCCGCAACAGCAUCUCGAAUGGUACUGCGGAUGGUAACUCUCGCUUGAUGAAACCUAGCAUUUACCCUAAGCCACCAAGGCAGCCGGGUCUUGACUUCUCACAAACGCAUCCCCCCGACCUCACUCGUCAUAAUAGCUAUCCAUCCAGUCAAUAUGAUAUGCAACGACAAAAGCUUAGUGGCAUGGGCAGCCAGAGACCCAAUGACCCCGCACAUGCCAUGCCUCUUCGCGUUCAUGCUCGUCGCCCAUCUCUGAGUCAAUUCGCUCAGAACAGGUCCGAUACCCAUAUGAUCGGACUUCGCGAUACCGGCCUUCCAGGCGUAUCAUCAUUCCCGCGGGCUCGUGGAUCCAUGCUUAACGAGGGCUCACCCAUGUCGAAUGCUGCUACAGCCUUGGAUAUGCUUUCCCAUCUAUGCGGGGAAAGUCACUGGGAGUGGAUCGAUGGAAUGCUCCUCGGAGGCUGUUUGGCCUAUGGCCUGGGCGAUUACCAUAAAGCCACGCGGUGGUACUCUCGGAUUAUCGCCCGUGACUCAACACACGUGGAAGCUAUUUCAAAUCUUGCUGCCACUCUCCUAGCACUCGACCGCCGAGAAGAAGCCCUACAGAACUGGCUACGAGCAGUAAAGCUGCGCCCAAGUUUCUUUGAAGCCGUCGAGCAUUUGAUCGGUUUGCUGUGCAACAGCCACCGAGGAAAAGAAGCCGUCAACAUAAUCGAGUUUGUUCAAAACUCCCUCCGAUACCCCAAGGAUGGCGAUUGUUUCAAGACCGACGAACAUGCCAGCGAGCCUGAAAGCGAUGCUGAGAGCAAUCACUCCGAUGUCAACAUGUACGAUAAGGCAUCUUUCGAGUAUGAUGAUGAUAUGGGUAGACCUCAACUGGAGCCCAGGUCACCAGAAGCAAAGCCCAUUGGCUUCGCAACCAGUGGAUACGCAAUCGCAGGUGCAGACAACGGAAGGAUGCUAGCUCUGGUCCAUGCCAAGGGGAACAUGCUGUAUGCUCUUGGAGAGAAUGCGGCCGCAGCGGUGGCGUUUGAAGAUGCUGUUCUCAUCGCAGCUGGGCGAAGGCGCCAUGGCAUUCAAAGUAUCAUCAAACAGAUCUUCAUUGCGUUCUCCGGGCCGAACAAUGGCAUUCCCCAGCCGGAGCCUGACUCCAAGGAAAGCAUCUUGCUGUAUCCCGACAGAGCAUUGAAGACCGCCAAGCUCGUAUUCCCUUGCGGAGGCAUGCCCCCAGGAAUUCAAUAUGUUGCCGAGGGCAUGGCUCGCAAUGCGGCGAUUUCAACGACCAGUAACUCUCUCCUCUCCCUAGCCAAGAUCUACCAGGAUGGCAUGUCUAGUGUGUCUUCGUCGGGAGCGCCUAGGUCCUCACGUGGCGUCCGAGAUAUUCUGGCUCUCUAUUACCUUUCUCUCUCUCUUCAACCCAGUCCAUCAACCGCAAACAAUGUCGGUAUCCUGCUGGCUGGAAUUCAAAACAACCCGCCAGCUCGAGGCCUUGUGCGCCCGAACGGCGAGGUCCAGCACCCAGAAAUCCCAGGUGUAAUGCCUGGAAGUGGAAUAUCCCUGGCUCUGGCCUAUUACAACUAUGGAUUACAGCUAGACUCACGACAUGCCCAUCUUUAUACCAACCUGGGUAGCUUGCUCAAGGACAUCGGCCAGCUCCAUGCUGCAAUCAAGAUGUAUGAGCAAGCAGUACAGUGUGAUGGUAACUUUGACAUUGCCCUAGCAAACCUGGCCAAUGCUGUCAAAGAUGCAGGCAAGGUCAACGAUGCCAUCACGUACUACAGGCGUGCCGUCAAGGUCAACCCUGAUUUCGCCGAGGCAGUUUGCGGACUAGCAAACGCCUUAAACUCCGUCUGCAACUGGGUUGGCCGUGGUGGCAUCGCCAAUGCCCGUGGUUUCCGUGACAGAUGGCAUAUUGAUGAGAAAGGGAUGCUUCGAGACUCCAUUGGGAUUGACGUCGGAUCUGGAUGGAUUCAGCGGGUCGUUGAUAUCGUCGAACGUCAGCUCAAAGAAGGCGAAUAUUGGGGCCGAGGCAUGUUGACCGCCAGUACGGCAGAGCAGCUGUCCAUGCAGUUGGCCCCAGCGCUGGAGUCCACUCGUUUCGCGUCUAACUCUCGAAUGUCUCUGGCAAAGAUAUUCCAGUCUUGGGCAGGGCAAAAGUGGGAAGGAUCCCGAAUCGUGCGUCUUGUCGAGCGUGCAAUCCGGUCACUUACUUGGCAAUGGUAUCAGGAUCGUUAUGUCUACGGCAAAGACUAUCCUGCUUCAAAGUACCGCCGGCCUCAAUUGCCCGGGGCUCUCUCUGCUCCCAAUGCACCCACUGUUUUGCCUUUUCAUACCUUCACUUGUCCGUUGUCAGCGAAGCAGAUCCGCCAGAUCUCUCAACGCAACGGCUUACGGAUAUCAACUUCGACCCUUCGACUGCCCUGGCUUCCACAGACAGUCUUUCCUCCGCCGGCGCCACCUGCUCCAUACCUUCGUGUGGGUUACGUAUCCUCGGACUUCAACAAUCACCCUCUUGCGCACUUGAUGCAAUCAGUCUUUGGACUUCACAACCCUUCGCGGGUUAAAUCGUAUUGCUAUGCCACGACAGCAAGUGACAAAUCUGUGCACCGCCAACAGAUUGAGAAAGAGGCCCCAGUUUUCCACGACGCGAGCGCAUGGCCGGUCGAUCGGCUAGUCCAGCAGAUCGUCGAGGACGGAGUCCAUAUCCUGGUCAAUCUGAAUGGCUACACCAGGGGAGCUCGAAACGAAGUCUUUGCCGCUCGCCCAGCGCCCAUUCACAUGUCGUUCAUGGGAUUUGCUGGUACCCUCGGCGCUGAAUGGUGCGACUACAUCCUUGCCGACCAGCUAUCAAUUCCCCCAGAAACACUCAGCCCAGGAAGGCGUACCACACGGAUUGAGGAUCGGCCCAUGGAGGAAGAUCAUGGAGAGGACCUUGAAGACUGGGUCUACGGAGAGAAAAUUGUCUUCACCCGUGAUACUUUCUUCUGUUGCGAUCACCGACAGAGUGCCCCAGAUGCGGGCGAGAAGCACGUCACAUGGGAAGAGGAGCAGUCUCGGCGCUGGAGAAUGCGCAAAGAACUAUUUCCCAACCUGGCUGAUGACACCAUUAUUCUGGGUAAUUUCAAUCAGCUGUACAAGAUUGAACCCACGACGUUCCGAACAUGGCUGCGGAUCUUAUCACGGACCCCCAAAGCUAUACUAUGGCUCCUUCGCUUCCCGGACCUAGGUGAACAAAGCCUCCGUGACACUGCCAAAGCUUGGGCCGGAGAAGAGACAGCAUCACGAAUUAUCUUCACAGAUGUCGCACCAAAAAAUACCCACAUCGCGCGAGCAAAGAUUCUAGACUUAUUUCUCGACACACCUGAAUGCAAUGCCCACACGACAGCGACAGAUGUUUUGUGGAGCGGAACACCACUCCUCACCCUUCCACGAUACAAGUACAAGAUGUGCUCCCGAAUGGCAAGCAGCAUUCUCAGCAGCGCAUUACCAAACUCUGAUGCGGGCCAACACGCCCGUGAAGAACUCAUCGCAUCCUCGGACAAGGACUACGAAACGAAAGCAAUCAAUCUCUGCUUCGAUCUACAACAUUCCUCCACUGGCCAUGGUCGUGGACGACUCAUGGAAAUCCGACAGAUGCUGUUCCGCAACAGAUACCGGAAUAAACUCUUUGACACGGCGCGAUGGGUGCGGGAUUUAGAAGAUGCUUACGAUGCUGUUUGGGCACAGUGGGUCAAAGGCGAAGAAGGCGAUGUCUGGUUAUGA
Penicillium salamii is the source of this 4884-nucleotide messenger RNA. The record is from the annotation of a GenBank genome assembly. Lineage: Eukaryota; Fungi; Ascomycota; Eurotiomycetes; Eurotiales; Aspergillaceae.